Molecule: messenger RNA, 585 nt
Organism: Chinchilla lanigera (long-tailed chinchilla)
Lineage: Eukaryota; Metazoa; Chordata; Mammalia; Rodentia; Chinchillidae
Gene: Polr2i
Product: polymerase (RNA) II (DNA directed) polypeptide I, 14.5kDa
Exons: 6
Coding region: 166-543 (125 amino acids)
Biological process (GO): transcription-coupled nucleotide-excision repair; transcription initiation at RNA polymerase II promoter; DNA-templated transcription
Cellular component (GO): RNA polymerase II, core complex
Molecular function (GO): nucleic acid binding; DNA-directed RNA polymerase activity; zinc ion binding
Source: RefSeq, a predicted model, not a curated record
AAAAGACCAAGCCUCAGCGCGGAGGAACCCGACCCACAAAGCCGCUAGGAGCCAAUACCUGUACGCAGUCCUGCCCCAUUUUGGCGCAGCGACUACUCUUGACUCUUCCCGCGACCUGUAGCCCGGCGGAGCAAGCGCAGAGAGCUUUGUGGCCAUCGCGUAGCUAUGGAACCCGACGGGACCUACGAGCCGGGCUUCGUGGGUAUUCGAUUCUGCCAGGAAUGUAACAACAUGCUGUACCCCAAAGAGGACAAAGAGAACCGUAUUCUGCUGUACGCGUGCCGGAAUUGUGAUUACCAGCAGGAAGCCGACAACAGCUGCAUCUAUGUCAACAAAAUCACGCACGAAGUGGACGAACUAACCCAGAUAAUCGCUGACGUGUCCCAGGACCCCACAUUGCCGCGGACCGAGGACCACCCGUGCCAGAAGUGUGGCCACAAGGAGGCGGUGUUCUUCCAGUCGCACAGUGCCCGUGCCGAGGAUGCCAUGCGCUUGUACUAUGUAUGCACUGCCCCACACUGCGGCCACCGCUGGACCGAGUGACCUGUCCCCCUGCUCCACCUGUAAUAAAUGCCAAGUACUGUG